This is a messenger RNA of Aureobasidium subglaciale EXF-2481, 2364 nucleotides long. RefSeq lists its product as uncharacterized. Gene Ontology annotation, molecular function: carboxypeptidase activity. NCBI's taxonomy places the organism in Eukaryota, Fungi, Ascomycota, Dothideomycetes, Dothideales, Saccotheciaceae. The coding region runs from base 1 to 2364 and encodes 787 amino acids. The record is from RefSeq and is a predicted model, not a curated record. The transcript is spliced from 3 exons.
AUGGCCUCCAACGACGAGCGAACCCCGCUCAUCCAAGUCGUUGCCGUGCGACCCCAUCGUGACCGAUAUGGAAACCAUACUGCAAAGACGGUCGCUAAGACAGCACAGCUUCGCCGCUUUUGCACCAUAGCCUUGGUCGUCCUACCGCUUACGACGAUUGCGCUCGCCUUUCUGUCUUUUGCCUUUGGUCAGAGUGACCUGUUCGGAGAUGACAACCAAGGACAUCUGGUACCAUGGAAGAGUCUGUCAGGCCCGACUAAGCCACCUCACUCACAGUGGCCUGCUGGAAACGGCUUGAGCUUCUCCGACUUGAAAGAUAUUCUCUCCUCCACACCUGACCCUAAGAAGGCCAAGGAAUGGUCGCAGUAUUACACUGCUGGCGCUCAUCUCGCUGGACAGAACUUGAGUCAGGCUGUCUGGACAAAGGACAGAUGGCAAGAGUUUGGGGUGAAGAGUGAGGUCGUGCCAUACGAAGUUUACAUCAACUAUCCUCUGGACCACAGACUUGCUCUGUUGAAGGAUGGAGAAGUGUCAUUCGAGGCCACUCUCGAGGAAGACGUCCUGGAAGAGGAUCCUACAUCUGGUGACGAAGAUCGUGUGCCUGUUUUCCAUGGCUACUCUGCCAGUGGUAACGUCACUGCGCAAUAUGUAUACUGUAAUUACGGUACAUUCAUGGACUUCGAGAACUUGCUUGCUGCAGGUAUCGAACUUGAGGGCAAGAUUGCUCUGGUGAGAUACGGUGGCAUCUUCAGAGGCCUCAAGGUCAAGAGAGCUCAGGAGCUCGGCAUGGUCGGCACAAUCAUUUAUACCGAUCCUGGCGAUGAUGGUCUCGUCACAGAGGUCAAUGGUUACAAGCCUUACCCAGAAGGACCUGCCAGAAACCCAAGCAGCGUGCAGAGAGGCAGCGUGCAAUACUUGAGUCAGUUCCCUGGUGACCCUACCACUCCUGGCUACGCUUCAAAGCCCGGCGUGCCUCGCCAGCCUGCAAAUGCCUCCACACCUUCCAUCCCGUCACUGCCGCUUUCAUACGCCGAGGCCAUUCCUCUGCUCCAGGCUUUGAACGGGCAUGGUCCAAAUGCCUCUUCUUUCCCCAAUCGUUGGCACAAGGGCGGUCUUGAACACAAGAACGUUUCUUAUAACAUUGGUCCCUCUCCACCAUCCGUCACGGUCAAUUUGAUGAACCUUCAGAACUACACCAUUACUCCCCUGUGGAACACCAUCGGUAUAAUCAACGGUUCUCUCUCAGAUGAGGUAAUCGUGAUUGGUAAUCACAGAGAUGCUUGGAUAAAAGGAGGAGCUGGUGACCCCAAUUCGGGCUCCGCUGCACUCAUCGAGGUCAUUCGCUCUUUCGGUGUUGCUCUUUCCAAGGGGUGGAAACCACAACGCACCAUCGUCUUUGCGAGCUGGGACGGCGAAGAAUAUGGUCUUGUCGGCUCCACCGAGUGGGUAGAAGACUACCUGCCAUGGUUGAAGGACUCUGCUGUCGCUUAUCUCAACGUCGAUGUUGGUACUCGUGGCACACGCUUCAAUGCUAAUGCUGCACCCCUGCUCAACCAAGCCAUAUACGAGGUUACCAAGUCUGUCAAGUCGCCAAACCAGACUGUAGAGGGAGCAACUGUGUACGAUCAGUGGGACAAGCACAUUGGAACCAUGGGAUCUGGUUCUGACUUCACAGCCUUCCAAGAUUUCGCUGGUAUUCCCAGCGCCGAUUUUGGCUUCGGCAAGACGGGGCCCUUGGAUCCUGUCUAUCAUUAUCACUCUAAUUACGACAGCUUCGCCUGGAUGGAAAGAUACGGAGACCCCACGUUCCAGUACCACGUCGCCGCUGCUAAGGUGUGGGCGUUACUGACCGCUUCCUUGAGCGAGAGAGCUGUCGUCCCGUUCAACGCCAGCGACUACGCUACCAACCUUGAGAGAUAUCUUGACAGCGUGAAGCGUAUGGCCGAAGCCUCCGACAUGGCUCACGAGGAGAAGCUCGCACCUUUCAAGCAUCUUGACAAGGCUAUUGGACACCUGCAACACGCAGCCAAGAGCUUCGAUGCUCGCGCCGCCGGACUCGCUGCACAGGCUUCUGCUGCAGAGGACACUUAUAAUCCUGCUGCCACCAAGAAGCUCUUCGCCAAGAUCAGAGCUGUAAAUACUCAGUACAAGGUACUGGAGCGAGCCUUCCUGUACCCUAAGGGUCUCGACGGAAGAAGCUGGUUCAAGCAUGUUGUAUUUGCACCUGGCAAGUGGACUGGCUAUGCUGGAGACACUUUCCCUGGUCUUGUCGAGGCCAUCCAAGCUGGUGAUAAGAAGGCACUCCAAAAAUGGGUUGGUAUCAUUGAAGGCAUCGUGUGGAAGGCUGCCGGUGUGUUGAGUUAG